UUUUCUCCUCCCUCGAAGAACUACCAAAACCUUAAAAAGUAAACAGAUGGGGACGCAAUUCCGCAAAGCUUUAACUUUGACGGUAACCAACUUCUCCCAAAAGAGCUCUCCGAUAAACUCUCCUCCUUUCCCAAGCGGUGGCUGCAAUUGGUAUAUUAAAUUUUAUCCCAAGGGAAGUGCUGAUGAUAAUUACUUGUCUUUGUUCCUGUCCCCUGAUGAUCCUAAAUCACUUGGACUUAAUUGGAAAAGGAGAGCUAAUUUUUACUUUGUUUUGCUGAAUCAAUCAGGCAAAGAACUUCAUCGAACACCUGAAAUAGGUGAUCAAUGGUUUUGUGAUGACUCACUAAGCUGGGGUUUUCCACAGACAUUGCCUCGAAAAAAGCUUCUAGACAAAAUCUUUCUUGAUAACGACAGAUUCAACAUUGAAAUCUAUAUUAAAGUUAUUGAAGUUGUUGAAGGAUAUCAUAUGUUUCCAGCUUCAUUCACUAAUAAGCUCUUAAGAAGUUCCUUAGAGUAUCCAGAUAAGUCUGAGAAGGAAACUGUGGAUAUCAAUGGUUUCAAGGUUCUUUCUUCUCAGGUUACUUCAGUGAAGCGAAUUUUCGAGGAGCAUCCAGAUAUAGCAGAAGAUUUCAGAUCAAAGAACCAAGUAGUGAAGACAGAAUACAUGAGUGUCCUUCUUAGGGUCAUCGAGACAAUGGCUAAACCGCCACAGAGUAUUUCAGAGACUGAGCUAAGCAACGUUCAUAGCGAAUUGACCGAGCUGACGGAAGUAGGUUUUAAGUUGGAGUGGUUGAAGGCAAAACUUGAGGAGGUUUGCGUGGCGUUUAAGAAAGCAAAUGCUGAUGGGUGUCGGAUUCAACAACUUGAGGAACACGUCAAGAAUCUUGAGCAGACUGUGUCAGAUCUCAAAGUUGAAAUGGACAAGGAGAAGGCUAAAUCUACUGCUAAAGUUUUGUCGUUGGAGGAUACAUUGUCUGAUCUCAAAACUGAACUGGGUAAGGAGAAGGCAAAGAAUGCUACUGCUACUGAUAAAUUUUUGUUGUUGAAGGAUACUUAUUCUGAUCUCAAAGUUGAACUGGAGAAGGAGAAAGCCAAAUCUACUAGUGCUGCUGCUAAAGUUUUGUCGUUGAAAGAGGCUUUGUCUGAUCUCAAAGUUGAACUGGAUGAUCAGAAGAUAGUAAAUUCUGCUACAACUGCUAAUGUUUUAUCGUGGGAAGAUGAUGAUGAUUUAUUUUCACAUACUAACUGUUUAGGAAUUCAGCAGAAGACAAAUGCCUACAAAAGAAUAAACUGAAAUAACUGUUUAUGUUCA
Messenger RNA from Arabidopsis thaliana (thale cress), 1312 nucleotides. RefSeq names its product MATH domain/coiled-coil protein. NCBI's taxonomy places the organism in Eukaryota, Viridiplantae, Streptophyta, Magnoliopsida, Brassicales, Brassicaceae. The transcript is spliced from 4 exons. The coding region runs from base 47 to 1294 and encodes 415 amino acids. The record is from RefSeq and is marked reviewed.